This is a messenger RNA of Cladophialophora psammophila CBS 110553, 936 nucleotides long. RefSeq lists its product as uncharacterized. Gene Ontology annotation, biological process: rRNA catabolic process; poly(A)-dependent snoRNA 3'-end processing; U4 snRNA 3'-end processing. The transcript is spliced from 2 exons. The record is from RefSeq and is a predicted model, not a curated record. Lineage: Eukaryota; Fungi; Ascomycota; Eurotiomycetes; Chaetothyriales; Herpotrichiellaceae. Gene Ontology annotation, cellular component: nucleolus; nuclear exosome (RNase complex); cytoplasmic exosome (RNase complex). Bases 1 to 936 code for a protein of 311 amino acids.
AUGAGUGACAGACGAAGAAUCAAUGGGCCUGCAGGCACCACCAUCCCUCCGGCAUUUGCGCCUUCCGCGCAGGCUGCGAACCCACCUCGACGACGACUGAGGAAACCAAACGAACUGCGCAAGAUGUUUCUACAGACCGGACUCGUACCGUCGGCCAGCGGAUCAGCCUAUCUCGAACUCGAAACUCCUCCGUACGCGAGACCUGCCUUUGCACCUACCUCCUCCACCAUAAAACUGUCAUGCUCUGUGCAUGGGCCGAAACCAUUACCGAGAACCGCAUCAUUCUCGCCGAAUUUGCAGUUGACCGCAUCGGUGAAAUUUGCCCCCUUUGCGACCCGUGUCCGACAAGGCUACGUUCCAACCCAGACCGAAAAAGACCUCGGAUUACACUUGGAAAAUGCAUUGAAAGGUGUCCUCCUGGCAGACAGAUGGCCGAAAAGUGCUGUUGAUAUCGCAGUAACAGUGCUCGAGGGAGAAGAUGACCAAGAGGAAGGAGAUCGCUUUGCUGGGCUCGGACUUUUCAACCUGCUCGCAGCAGCAAUUAACGUGGCUAUGGCGGCGCUGGCGGAUGCAAAGAUUGACUGUUUGGAUCUAUUGGCCGCAGGCGUUGGCGCUGUCGUCCCUGGACCUGACUCGAAAUCUCUGCGAAUACUGGACCCGGCGGCUGUCGAGCACGAUGAGAUACAUUCGAGUUGCGUAGUCGGCUAUUUGUCCUCGAGGGAUGAGAUAGUCGAGAUAUGGUCCAACGGUUCUAUAUCAGCCCAAGACGCCACUCCAUCAACUGGAUUCGACGGACUGGUUGAUGCUGCCGUUGCUGCCGCCCGAGGAGCUAGGACGGUUCUCAACGAGGCCUUACUGGAGUCUUUGACCAGAAGUCAGAUUGCACUCAAAAACACCAGACAGGGAGAAAUAAAUGACGUUGAGAUGAAUACAUGA